AUGACUUGCGGAGACAUCAUUAAAAUCAUCAUUGCCAUCAUCCUUCCACCAUUGGGAGUGUUCCUAGAGACCGGAUGUUCCGGCGCAUUCUUGUUGAACAUCCUUUUGACAAUUUUGGGAUACAUUCCAGGUAUAAUCCAUGCUGUUUACAUCAUCACGACUCGGUAG
Australozyma saopauloensis is the source of this 168-nucleotide messenger RNA. RefSeq lists its product as uncharacterized. The record is from RefSeq and is a predicted model, not a curated record. The transcript has a single exon. The coding region runs from base 1 to 168 and encodes 55 amino acids. Lineage: Eukaryota; Fungi; Ascomycota; Pichiomycetes; Serinales; Metschnikowiaceae. Gene Ontology annotation, cellular component: membrane.